AUGUCUGCAACAAACCUUGGCUCCUUAUUUGGAGCUGGUGGCCUAGGAACCGCAACUCAACCGGCGAGCUCAGCUUCGGCUGCCAAUUUAACGAGUAUUUUUGGGACUCCUUCCACAACUCAAGCUGCAUCGAAUGCUUCGCUCUUUGGUAAUCAGCCGCCAACCCAGCAACAGCCCCUUCAGUCCUCGAUCUUUGGACAUGAUCAAGCACAGAUGAGUUCAGGACAAUCCUCACGACCCUCUGGCCAAACUACUCAGCCCGCAUUUUUCAACAGCCUCCUAGAGCGCGGCAAAAAGAGACCAAUUGCUUCAGUUGGCCAAGGCAGCAAUUUCGAAGAGUUACCGAGCCUUCAACUAGGCCUCGAUGACAUUCGGAGGAAAGCAAGAGAACUCGGCAGUAGAGGAUUGAACGACCCCCUGCAUCCUGCUUCGACCAGUAAAGCCCACUAUCUUCUUGCCGCAUCGGGCGUGUCGCCUGGACAUGCUUUACGGGGCCUCAAAGCACUAGAUCCCCAGGCUUCAAUAGGUCUCCCUCCAAAGGAACAGGAGGUUUUUGACCCCGACAACCAGAAAUUCUUGAGAAGCAUACAACAGCGUGGGCGUAAAGUGAUGAUUGCCGAAAGUCUUGCUCGAGCUCAGAGAGACUUUGAUACAUUCCUGGAGGAGAAGGUGGAUUUAGACUGGGAGGAUCAGCGCCAGAAAAUCUUUCAGCACUUUGGACUGGCACAUAAGGAUGGCACUGUUGGCGACAUGAGAAAUUCAUUCGGUCGCUCAACGAGACCUUCUAGACUAACAGGUUCUUUGCCGUCCCACGAAGCUGCGGGCGUCUCCCGGCGGAGCGUUUUCGGACGUUCCGGCCUGGGAAAGUCAGUCAUAGGCAAUCCUGGAACUGGGAGAGCAAGUCAUCAUCUUUUCGAGGAUUCCCUGGAACGCAGCGAUGCAUCUGGAACUCACUCCCCGGAUCUUCGAUUUUUGCGCGAAAAAAUGGGUCAUUACGCGGACAAAGUUCAGCUGUUAAAUUCCGCCCGGAUUCAAGGGCGAGUGUUUUCGCUUCUUCAUGAAUUUUCUGAAGUGGAGCGACAUGCUGGUGGUGAUGUACCUUGCCAGCUUUUUGAUGCGUACCGAGCUUUGAUCAGUAUCGUCAAAGAGCCCCCGAGCACCACCAGUCCCUCGGAUCCUAGUAUGGUGAGAGAACGACAGUUCUCUGAGGAUUAUCUGGAUGAGACACCAAACUCACGCCGGACAACGAACCUCAAAAAACGCAUAGUCGAGGGCUCUCGUUCCUUCCUAGAGAAAGUAUUUUACAACGAAGUCGAGAAUAUGAUCGCAAAGAAUCCUCGAGAAGCGCAACUUGGAGGAAUUCCGACGGUUAUCAACAAAAUUCGAGCCUAUAUUCGCUUGAGGGCGGCAAGGAAAGACCUUGCACCAGACGGAACGGAGCUACAGAUGGUCGGGCAGGAUUAUUGCUGGAUUUUGAUAUUCUAUCUUCUUCGGUGCGGAUUCAUCACCGAAGCGGCUGAAUAUGUUAGCCAAGAUCCUGGCUUCCGGUCCCUUGAUCACAAAUUCGUGACAUAUAUGACGACUUAUGCACAGAGCAGACGGCUACCGCGAGAUUUGCAGCAAAAGAUCAAUGGUGAAUAUCAACAGCGUUCACGCAAUGCCCCUGAUAACACGGUUGAUCCGUAUCGCAUGGCUUGCUACAAGAUCAUUGGCCGGUGCGACCUGGCCCGUAGGCGCUUGGAGGGCAUAAAUCAGAGUGUGGAAGAUUGGAUGUGGCUUCAAUUCAGUCUGGCCAGAGAAGAUGACCGUGCUGAAGAAAUCGCUGGGGAUGUUUUUGGCCUCGAGGAUAUCCAGACGGAUAUCGCCGAGAUCGGUCAGCGCAUUUUUGGCAAGGGCCAGGAGGCAUCCGGUGGUUACGGCAUUUUCUUUCUACUGCAGAUCUUAGGAGGGAUGUUCGAACAGGCAGUUUCAUACCUCGGCUCUUAUGCGCCAGUCAGUGCGGUGCAUUUCGCAAUCGCCUUGGCGUACUAUGGUCUGCUACGUGUGUCAGACUUCUACACAUCUGCGGAAGAAAUUUUAUCAUUUACUGUGAAACAAUAUCCCCAGAUCAAUUUCGGACAUCUCAUCACCCAGUACACAAGGGAGUUUCGUACUGGAUAUGUUGAGGCAGCGAUCGAUUACUUUUGCUUGCUCUGUCUUAACGCCGACCUCCCAGGUUCACUGGGCAAAUCUCAAGCAUCCGUGUGUCACGAAGCAUUGCGGGAAUUUGUUCUAGAGACGAGGGAUUUUGCCAAAUUACUUGGUGAUAUCCGCUCGGACGGGACUCGAAUUAAGGGCUUGAUUGAGCAGCGCAUGAGCUUGAUCAAAUUGGUCGAUCAAGAAGAAUUUCUGAAAACCAUAACAAUACAAGCUGCUGCGAUCGCGGAUGACAAGGGGCUGGUAACGGAUGCGGUCCUCUUGUAUCACCUUGCUGAGGAUUACGACCGCGUAAUCGACAUCAUCAACCGAGCACUUUCGGAUGCUGUAGCAAUGGAGUUAGGGAGCCCCGGUUUGAAGCUGCAGCCGUUGCGGCCACGAACUGAUCUUCAACAGCAUGCCAAUGAUGAACAUGAAGAGGCCGCGGAACCUGGAAGUAGCCUAAGUCUUACAGCGGUGGAUGAUCCGGUGGUUCUGGCGAAGAAUAUGAUUGGCCUCUACAAUACGAACGCUCUUUAUUACCAACGAAUCCGUCAGAUCAAUCGCGAUGCCUGCGGUUUAUUGCUUAGAAUGAUGGAGGCGAAGGGAGAAGUUGAAGCAGGCCAAUGGACGCCGGCUCUGGAUGCUAUCAAUGAACUGAACAUCUUACCCUUGCGUGCCAGAGGCUCGGUUUCCUUCAUUCGAAGUGCUGCUCAAGCUUUCUCGUCUUUCCCUCCAAUCAUUGCACGUAACGUGGGGCAUGUGAUAAUGUGGAGUAUCACUUGCAUUGGCCAUGAAAGGGCAAGGUUGAGUUCUGGAGUAUAUGAGAACGAGACCAGGCAAGGCCUAGCUGAUGAAUUACUCGUCAUGGCCAAGGAUCUGAUGAUCUUCUCCGGCAUGGUCAAGUACAAAUUACCGCCGAGAGUCUAUGAGACUCUUGCUCGCGCCGGAGCGGAUAUCGGGGCUUACUAG
Molecule: messenger RNA, 3147 nt
Organism: Aspergillus fischeri NRRL 181
Lineage: Eukaryota; Fungi; Ascomycota; Eurotiomycetes; Eurotiales; Aspergillaceae
Gene: nic96
Product: linker nucleoporin NIC96
Exons: 5
Coding region: 1-3147 (1048 amino acids)
Biological process (GO): protein import into nucleus; poly(A)+ mRNA export from nucleus
Cellular component (GO): nuclear pore
Molecular function (GO): structural constituent of nuclear pore
Source: RefSeq, a predicted model, not a curated record